AUGCGAUGGGAAACCAUCAAGGCAGUGAAAGGUAUUCCGCCGUGUAAACGAUAUGGACAUACAGCGACGCUUUGGAACGACCACAUUAUCGUGUUUGGAGGAUGCAACGAAUACCAAGGAUACUGCAACGACGUUCACAUUUUCGAUAUACAAAAAUCCACUUGGCAUCAACCUAAUAUAAGCGGCAGUAUAUCAGCCCGUUAUUUACACAGUGCGGUGAUUUACGAUGAUAAAUUAUUCGUCUAUGGAGGUUUUGCGAAGAAUUCUGACUGUACUUAUGUAUUAGAGGAAAUCAGCGUUUUAGAUUUGAAAACACUGACUUGGCAUAAAUACCAUGGCGUUCCACCAAGAUAUAACCAUUCAGCAACCGUGAUCAACAACAAGAUGUAUAUUUACGCUGGCAAGGACGAGCACGGCAAUACGGUAUCCGACCUUUUUGCGAUCAACUUGGCCACGCCACCUUACACGCCUCAUUUGAUUCUAAGCGGAAAACAAUCGAGCGCGCAUUCGCAAAUGGUACUGUUAAAGAGUCAGCACUUUUGCGAAGCGGUAUGUGGCAAAUUAUUGGUGUUUGGUCGAUACCUCGUCAACCAUCAGGCGGCGGCGACACCCAAUCCAGAGAGUAUGUACGGGUUGUGGAUGCUGGAUUUAGACACAUUGGAAUGGCAGCGACAGGAAUGCAACGCGAAUUUCGAAGUGGGUGGAUGGAAUUACUUUACGGUGAUAUCUGAGCGAAAUCGAGAUGAGGUGGCGAUGCAUAACUUGUUUUUCCUUGGAAACACCGAUCCCUACCGUCCUCAGGGAUAUGAUCAUUUCAGAGACGCAUUAAUUAUCAACGGCGAAUCACUCGGCUUAUACGACAUUCUCCCACUGCAAGUGUCCCAUGAAUUCGCGCAACUUCUCAAUAAUCCCGAGUUAUCGGAUUUCAUGAUUGUCCCCGCCAACGGUCAACCUCUCCACGUCCAUCAAGUGAUCCUGAUUACGCGCUGGCCGCAUUUCAGAAACAUGUACAAAUCGGGAAUGAUCGAAGCGCAGCAACGACGCAUGGAAAUUCCAGAACCCUACGAAGUGGUGCUGGCCUUUUUGAAAUAUCUGUACAGCGACCAAUUGGAUGAAAAUGAGCCAUGGCAAGUCGUAUGUGAAGUGUUGGUAAUAGCCAACAUGUACCUUCUCAACCGAUUGAAGAAAAUAUGUUGUGAACGGCUGUAUCGUCAGCAUCUGACGGUCGAAUCGUGCUGUUUGAUCUUUGAAAAAGCGAUCCUAGCUGAAGAAACGGGCUUGAAACUUCUGACCCUCGAUUACAUGUUCCGCAAUUACGGCUCGGUAUUGAAAUCCAACUUGCUGUAUCAGAUGCCCAAGGAGGUAAGGCAAGAGUUCCUGGAAGCGGUCCCGGACGAAGCAGUGCUGGAAGUCAGUCGAUCACGCUCGCUUCCUACCGGCUUAUCGAAAUAUCCUGCCACGACCGCCCCAGCCAUCACGGCACCUCCUCCACCUACCAUGUCAGGCACGCUUCAUCCCCAUCAAACAUACCCCAGCUAUUCCCAACAACCACCGCACGCUUUAGGAUAUACACAAUCCAUCAACUUACGACAUGGUAUCAGUCGGUCACCCAAUGAAAUGAUCUCUGCUUCCGCAACAGCAAACAGUGGCAGCAUGAGCGUGGGCGUGUUGUGA
Molecule: messenger RNA, 1674 nt
Organism: Radiomyces spectabilis
Lineage: Eukaryota; Fungi; Mucoromycota; Mucoromycetes; Mucorales; Radiomycetaceae
Exons: 5
Coding region: 1-1674 (557 amino acids)
Molecular function (GO): protein binding
Source: RefSeq, a predicted model, not a curated record